This is a messenger RNA of Marmota flaviventris (yellow-bellied marmot), 1449 nucleotides long. Lineage: Eukaryota; Metazoa; Chordata; Mammalia; Rodentia; Sciuridae. The record is from RefSeq and is a predicted model, not a curated record.
AUGGAGGUGCAAUGGUUGCCCCUCAUCCCUACAUGGGGGGUGGUCCUGGAAGAAGUAAGCAGGGUUGUGUGUGCAUUGUCUGAAGACAUGGAAACACACCCUAGUCUUUAUGGCUGUCCAUGGGAGUUGGUGACAGCUAUUGGAUUUUUUGUUGUUCUCUUGUUUUUUUGGAGAAGUUAUCAGUCUGUGAGAAGCAGGCAUUACAUGAGAAGAGAAGAAAAGCUUGCUCUAAAACUUUCUGGACUAAUUGAAGAAAAAUGUGAACUACUUGAAAAAGUUAGCCUUGUUCAAAAAGACUAUGAAGGCUUAGAGUCAUCUUUAAAGAAUGCCAUUUUGGUGAAGGAUUCAAUAGAAGCAGAAAAUUCGGAAGCAAUAUAUGAAAACCUGGAUAGGUCCAUAUCUAAACUUGAGGAUGAGAUACUCCUUCUAGAAAAAGAGUGAAAAGAAGAGAAAACUAAACAUUCUCAACAGGAUGAAUUGAUGGUGGAUAUAUCAAAAAGGAUUAAGUCCCUAGAAGAUGAAUCAAAAUCCGUCAAAUCACAAAUACCUGAAGCUAAAACAGCCUUGAGAAUAUUUCAAAUGAAUGAAGAAGAAGUUACAGUAGCAAUAAAAGUGACUUUGAAUGAAAAUUCCCAACUUCAGGAAAGUCAGAAACAGCUUUUAUAUGAAGCUGAAGUAUUGAAAGAAAAAGUGAAGGGCCUUAAUAAACAGAAAACACUUGAAGACUCCAAAGUACAUGCAGAACAAGUUCUAAGAGAUAAAGAAAACCACAUUAAGUCUCUGACUGAACAUUUGCUGCAGAUGAAAGAUUGGGCUUCUGUGUUUGAAGAAGUCUUAACAGAUGAUGGUAACUUGGAAUUGGAAAUGAAGAGUGUUGUACAAGGAGAAAGAGAUCAAAUUUUUACUUUAUUUUCUGAAUUAAUUGAAACAAAGGAAGACCUUAUAGAACAUAUUAAAAAUCUUAAGACAGAACAAGCAUCUUUGCAGUCAAAAAAUACACAAUUUAAAGGUGAGAAUCAGAAUCUUCAGCAGAAUCUCAAAGUCAUGAUUGAACUACAUCAAGAAAAUGUAAUGAAACUCCAAAGGAAAUUAAUAGGAGAGGAAAAUUACCCGGUAGAGCGAGAAGAGAAACUUUACAAAAUGGAGAAAAACAUCAGCCAUGCAACUGAACAGCUGGAGACCUAUAGAAAGCAAGUCAAAGACCUUGAAGAAGAAUUGGAGAGAACCAUUCAUUCUUAUCAGGGGCCGAUUAUGUACUGUGAGAAGAAAGCACAUGGUAAUGAGUUGGCAGCUCAGAGUGCUGAAAGAUACCUCAAUGAUUUAAGGAAACAAAAUGCUCAUGACAGACAAAACUUAACUGAAAAUGAGUUUGAAUUUAAACUUGUAGAAAAAGAUCCUUCUGCAAUCAGAGGUCCAUUGUUUCCAGUGGAUCCAAGUGUCAGUUCAUGA